CAUGUAUGCAUGGAUCAUGCAUGUCAUACAUUGGGAGAUCUAAGACUCCUUACCUUAUUAAUUUAUUAUAUAUAUAUCUUCACAUAUAUAAAUAGAGAUUAAUGUAAUGUAAUUAACGUACCAAUAUCUAUUUGUACGUAAAGAUUGAAGAGUGUCAUAGUCUAUAAAGAAAGCGUAAAUUAAGUUUGUUAUAUUUGAUUAAUUAAGGUGGUUGAUCAACUAGAAAAACUACCUCAAACGGAAAAAUAUGGCAAUGGACAAUAAUGGGGUGUCGCCGUCAGCAACUCCGGCGUCUUUUAGUGACCGGCCGUUAAUUAAGCAGUUCACCACUAAGGAGGCCAGGAUCUCACUUCUUCAAAAGGCAGGUGCAGAAUUCAUUGGAACAUUCAUACUAGUAUUUUCAGCAGCAGGUGGACCAAUAGUUAACCAAAAAUUUAACGGAGCAGAAACUCUGUUAGGAAACGCCGCUUGUUCUGGGCUUGCAGCAAUGAUAGCAAUCCUAUCAUUGGGCCACAUAUCAGGGGCCCAUAUUAACCCAGCUGUUACAUUUGCUUUUGCGGCCCUAAAACAUUUUCCAUGGGCCCAAGUACCCGUUUACAUACUGGCCCAAUUAACUGGAGGAAUUUCAGCUGGGUUUUUGCUUAAGCUAAGUUAUCACCCUUUCAUGUCUGGUGGUGGUACUGUUCCAACUGCUAGUUUUGGGCAGACAUUUUUGCUUGAGGUUGUUGCUACUUUCUUCCUCAUGUUUGUUAUCACGGCCGUCGCUACCGAUUCUCGUGCUGUGGGCGAGUUAGCGGGCCUUGCAAUUGGGAGUACUAUCCUACUUGACAUACUUCUCAUUGGGUCAAGUACGGGUGGGUCGAUGAACCCGGCAAGGACACUAGGCCCGGCGAUAGCGGCGGGAAGGUACCGUGGAAUAUGGAUAUACAUGGUGGCGCCACCACUAGGAGCCAUUCUUGGAGCAGCCAUGUACUCACUAAUCAAGAUUAAGGAAGAUUUAAGUGAUGGAUCACCUCAACGUGCUAAGAGUUUUAGCCGCUAAUUAAUUACGAGAGUACGACACGACACAACACGAAACGCACCGUGUUAUCUAAACGACAUUGUAUAUGAGAAGAGCGAUGAAGCCAUACGUCCCUUCCGCAUUGUGGGUGCAUAUAUCACUAAACUAAAUUUGUUGAUGCCAUAUCACCAUAUAUUUUCAUUUGUGUGUUGUUAUUUAUCAUCAAAGAAAGUUACUUUUGGAAUGUUUUGCUAA
Spinacia oleracea (spinach) is the source of this 1255-nucleotide messenger RNA. RefSeq names its product probable aquaporin NIP5-1. Gene Ontology annotation, biological process: transmembrane transport. Gene Ontology annotation, molecular function: channel activity. NCBI's taxonomy places the organism in Eukaryota, Viridiplantae, Streptophyta, Magnoliopsida, Caryophyllales, Amaranthaceae. The record is from RefSeq and is a predicted model, not a curated record. The coding region runs from base 248 to 1042 and encodes 264 amino acids. Gene Ontology annotation, cellular component: membrane. The transcript has 4 exons.